UGAGUGUUGUCCUGUGCGCUAUAUAAGAUCAACCUCUCGUUGUUGCAAGUGUACAAUCUCUUCUGCCCUUGCUGAGCGAACAGCAAUAACACAUAUACAACAUGAAGCUGCUUUCGAUGGCUGUGGCCCUGGCGUUGGUCCUGGCAUGCCUGGUGAGCUGGAGCAGCGCCAUGAUAUCGUCGCUUUGGUGGAUUUGGAUAUGGUGGAUACGGUGGUUACGGUGGUCGUGGAUACGGCGGUUACGGAUACAGAGGAUAUCGCGGUGGAUUUUACGGAUAAUGGAUUUCCUGACACCGGGCAGCAGUGGUCCUCACGAAACGAUUGUCUAUUUUUUUCCCUGCAUUUCUUCUCAAAUAAAAUAAAUGAAUGAAA
Penaeus monodon (black tiger shrimp) is the source of this 372-nucleotide messenger RNA. Its product is annotated as shematrin-like protein 2. Lineage: Eukaryota; Metazoa; Arthropoda; Malacostraca; Decapoda; Penaeidae. The record is from RefSeq and is a predicted model, not a curated record.